AUGUCUUCGCAACCCUUCGUACAGCCUGGAGAGCCCUUGAACGACUUUUUGAAGUCGUUUUGGGAGCGCCAGAUCCACGCUGCGGAGACAGAGACCCCCGAUUAUCGGCACCCACCUCUGCCCCUUGCCAGAAUUAAGAAAGUCAUGAAGAGCGACCCGGACGUGAAGAUGAUUGCUGCAGACGCCCCCAUCCUGUUCUGCAAAGCCUGUGAAAUAUUCAUCGCCGAGAUCACAGCUAGGGCAUUCAUUGUUGCCGAUUCGAACAAACGCCGCACACUCUCGCGCGCGGACAUCGCAAAGGCACUCAGCAAGUCCGACCAGUUCGACUUCCUCAUCGACAUCGUGCCUCGCGAGGAGGCAAACUUUGGCGGAUCCUCAACAAACCCCAACGGAGCUGGCUCUUCGAAAAAGAUUGGGAAGCAGGACCAGGGAACACCGGGCGUAGGCGAUGCCCCUGCUGAACUCGAGGGGGGAGAAGGAGCGGUGCGCGGUGGGAGCGAGGUGCUGGAACAGCUCGAGACUCUCCUCGGAAACUCAAAUCCAACGCAUCGCGGUUCCAUGACUUAA
Messenger RNA from Cyclocybe aegerita, 567 nucleotides. The record is from the annotation of a GenBank genome assembly. NCBI's taxonomy places the organism in Eukaryota, Fungi, Basidiomycota, Agaricomycetes, Agaricales, Hemipholiotaceae.